CGUAGGUGACUGGUGACAGGUAACAUGGAACGCAUGGAACAGGUGUGUAUGAAACCUCCUUGGCCGGCGUGUUUGGCUGUUCGUGAGAACCUCUUGCCAUCCGGCAUUCCACACAUUCCUAUUUUGAUCGAGGAUAUUCCUCGAUACGUAUCUCUAUCCAACUACGAGGAGAAUUAUAUAAAAAGCGUGCAGACGAUCGGUGAGAUUCUUCCCGGCGCGGCACGAAUUGUCCAAUUGCAGAGUAUUUCGUCUGAUAGCGAAGCAAAAGUUCUCCUUAGCUUGGAGAGACUUCCCGUGGAUGCCGUCUAUUUUAAGGACAGCAAGGGACGGCAUAUACCUAUAUGGGAAAAAUCUCGUAUUUUUAAAGUUUUUGGAACAUUGGAAUGGAGAGAAAAUAAAGCUGUACUAAUAGCUUAUAAAUUGUUGACAAUUCAAGAUAUACGUGGUAGCCUGAAUAUAUUAUCAUUGUUAUCCGCAGCGGUUCGUCCUAUGUAUUGUCAGUACAAAGAAUUGAAAUAGAGUGAGAGCAAAUAUUUAUUACAAAUAUUUAGCACAUGUUUAAAUGAAUCUUUUAUUUAUCUGUCUUUGCGUUUUGGAUGUUAAAAGCCUCUUUAAUAACAUUGUUAUUGAAGCAAAACAUGAGUGUAUUCACACAGUGCUUAAAUCCUCUCACUGGU
Messenger RNA from Formica exsecta, 677 nucleotides. RefSeq lists its product as uncharacterized. Bases 25 to 519 code for a protein of 164 amino acids. The record is from RefSeq and is a predicted model, not a curated record. Lineage: Eukaryota; Metazoa; Arthropoda; Insecta; Hymenoptera; Formicidae. The transcript has 3 exons.